This is a messenger RNA of Monomorium pharaonis (pharaoh ant), 1963 nucleotides long. Its product is annotated as FK506-binding protein 4-like. NCBI's taxonomy places the organism in Eukaryota, Metazoa, Arthropoda, Insecta, Hymenoptera, Formicidae. Gene Ontology annotation, molecular function: peptidyl-prolyl cis-trans isomerase activity. The record is from RefSeq and is a predicted model, not a curated record.
CAAUAAGAAUAAGACAGAAAUAUUUUUUCCCAUUUUAACUUAUUACACCAGUGCAACAAAGAAAAACCAUAUGUGGGCAGUUUUUCUACACAAUAUAUCAGUGUGCAAUUUUUAAUUCAAAGAUAAUUCUUGUGCACAGUUUUUCCACGUACAAUUUUUUUGUGUACAAUAUAUUUGUGUAGAAUAUUCUGAUCGUGUACAAUUAUUUUGUGUAGAAUAUGAUCAGUGCCUUUUUUCUUUUAUUUUACAUAUACUUAAGUAUGAAUUAUAUGUGUGCGACCAAAGAAACGAAUAUGGCGGCCUUUUUUGCCAUGAACUGUUUCACUAAAGCUUAUGCACCGUUUCCUUCUUUCUUAGUUUAUACAAGACAUCUUAAAAGAUAUCUUUAAGAUAUUUGUUAAAUAAGAUAUCUUUUAUAUUUUUACAGGGUAUAUUUAAAUGUUGUAUAAAAGAUAGAUCUUUUAGAUUGUUAAAAAAUAUAUUUUUUUAUAUACACUGGAACCUCGCGUUAGUAGACUGUUCGGGGCUCAAGUCUACUAAUGUAGAGCUAGUGAUCUUCUAUUGCUGGGUUUCAUUCCCACUUCGUGAAAUUCAGGGACGUGGCGGCAUCGUCAUUUAGCCAGGUUAUGAUUAUACUUUACGACUAAAUGUAUUCGGGACUUAAUUUAUAAAACUUAAAUGUAUUUAAAAUUUAUAAAUAUAUAUAAAACAUUUUUUUAACGAAUUGAUUAAAUCUCGCACAAAUCUUUAUCUACACGAACAAUAAUGUAACUAUACGAAAUUUAUUUACUACCCAAUUGCACUGCUAUCCCCCACUUACGCUACUCACUUGCGCCGAGUGGAUAUGGAGGGGAUAAUUUCUAUUAACACGGAGUUCCAGUGUAUAUAUUUUUUUUAAGUGAAAAAUAUCUUAAUGCAUCAACAAAUAUGUCAAGUAAACGCACAUUAUAUUAGACGUUUUAUUUGCAUCGUGAUUUAUAUUCUGUGGAGCAAUGUUGUAUAUAUCUGAAAAUUUCUUUUUUUUUUGCAGAUAAUCAACCGGUGCAAGUAACAAUGGUGAUUGAAAAUGUAAAAUAUCUGCUUUGUACUUUGCACAACGAUAGUGGUAUAUGGCAAGUACCACUCAACAUAAUUCUUAAUAAGGAAACUGCUGUCACAUUUACAUGCAAUGGUUCAGGUUGCGUACAUCUAACUGGAUAUUAUAAAGAUGAAAUAUCAGCAGACGAUUGGAAAGAAAAUCAGGUUACUCGUAAAGAAACAGAUAGAUGUAAUCCAAUGUAUAGACUUAACUGUUUAGAUAGAACUAUUCAAUUUAUUAAAGAAAAAGCAAUAUCUUACACUGAGAAUGGCUGGCUGGUUGAAAAAUUAAGAGAAACGGAAGAAAAACCCCAAGAAAUGAAGCAAAGAGAUGAAAAAUUUGUUCAAAAAAUUGCACAAUUACUAAAAAAAACCUUAAGAAAAAAUUUAAAGGGACAAGAAGCUGAGAAAAGACAAGAUUGGAAAGAAAAAAUCUUGAAAAAUAACACCUUUUACAAAGGUGUAGCUGCAAAUCUUUAUGAUAAUAAUGGUUCUGAUGAUGCGUCUGAUGAAUUGUCAUUAUGGGAGACUGAGCAGCAAAUAGAAUUUAAAAUAAAAGAUGUAAUAUGUGCUGUGCAAAUGCAGGAUCUAAAAAUUGGUACUGGCAAAGCCGCACAAGAUGGCGACUACGUCAAAAUUUAUUAUGUGGCUUGUGUUCUUAGGGAUUCUAAGAGACCAAAAAUUGACGAAUGCAGAGACGGUCGAGGCUUGGUAGUCCAUCUUGGUAAUAUGACCAUGCUCUCUGGUCUAGAAUUGGGAAUGAUGGGAAUGAAAGUUGGCGGAAAGUGUCGUCUUAUAAUACCUCCCGAAAUGGCGUAAGUAUUCUUUUUUACACUUCUCAGGGUAGGUUGUUCCAACUUCUUGAUAAACUUAUCUAUCAGGUAAA